AUGGAGCCCUACUGGAGCGGAUUCACCAGCCCGAUUGCAUUUCCCGUUUACACUGGAGCAAAAGGUGUCUCGACUGGAACGCAAUAUCCGGCUGGAUACUCGACGCCAUCAUCGACGACUUCUGAUUCUGAUUCUGGCUCCGGCUCUAGUGCAGACUCUAACUCUAACUCCGCGUCCUAUAUCAUGGCACACAGCUCGGGGACAGCUGUUUCGAAUAUAUCCCAGCAUCGUGGAAACUCUACGCCCGUUGGCUCUAUUGUCGGCGGUGUUAUCGGUGGUCUGGUAUUCAUCAGUUUGAGCGUGGGAGUCAGUGUCUAUUUCGCUGAUUCGUCGGAGAGAAAAGAGAGCAGGUCAGGGGCAGGGAUAACCUCAACCUCAACAACCGCGUGGAUUCCCACCUGGUCCUCAAGCGUAUCCAUCUCCGUAUCAGUAUCCGCCAAACCAGCCUACGGCUCCGUUUGGUCCUGCGAAAAUCGGAGUUCCGCAAAGUCCUCCGCCUCAACAACCCUUGCGGUAUGA
Penicillium waksmanii is the source of this 519-nucleotide messenger RNA. RefSeq lists its product as uncharacterized. The record is from RefSeq and is a predicted model, not a curated record. The transcript has a single exon. Bases 1 to 519 code for a protein of 172 amino acids. NCBI's taxonomy places the organism in Eukaryota, Fungi, Ascomycota, Eurotiomycetes, Eurotiales, Aspergillaceae.